Quercus lobata is the source of this 1328-nucleotide messenger RNA. Its product is annotated as transcription factor MYB53-like. The transcript is spliced from 4 exons. The record is from RefSeq and is a predicted model, not a curated record. Lineage: Eukaryota; Viridiplantae; Streptophyta; Magnoliopsida; Fagales; Fagaceae. Bases 39 to 1118 code for a protein of 359 amino acids.
CCCUGUUAUAUUUCCAACAUUACUGAUCCAACACCUUUAUGCCCCAGCUGCUCACAAAACUCCAAGAAAUGAUGGGGAGAUCACCAAGCAGUGAUGAGAAUGGCUUAAAGAAGGGGCCAUGGACACCAGAGGAGGAUCAAAAGCUGGUAGAUUACAUUCAGAAACAUGGUCAUGGGAGUUGGAGAGCACUUCCAAAGCUUGCAGGACUGAACAGAUGUGGAAAGAGUUGCCGGCUUAGGUGGACUAAUUAUCUGAGGCCUGAUAUCAAGAGGGGCAAGUUUUCUGAGGAAGAAGAACAAAUAAUCAUCAAUUUACAUGCAGUACUUGGAAAUAAGUGGUCGGCCAUAGCUACCAAUCUUCCAGGGCGGACUGAUAACGAAAUUAAGAACUUUUGGAACACCCAUUUGAAGAAAAAGCUUCUACAAAUGGGUAUAGACCCAGUCACCCACAGGCCAAGAACUGACCUCAAUAUUCUUUCCAAUCUGCCACAAUUGCUUGCUGCUGCGAAUUUUGCCAAUUUGACAAACCCUUGGGACAAUGUUCUUAGGCUGCAAUCAGAUGCCACACAACUUGCAAAGAUUCAAGUGCUGAAUAACAUAAUCCAAGUCCUAAGUGCUAGUCCUUCAAAUAUAGAAGCAAUCAAUCAUUUGGUGUCGUCAUCGAUUCCGGAACAUCAACUAUAUGAGUACUUGCAAAUGAACUCAAAGCUUGAAGGACUUGUCACUGGCUCAGUUGGUUUUCCUACACAAAGCCUUACUCAAAUGCAGGUCAAUCUUCCAAACUUUGAGAUUCCCCAGCUAGCACAACCCACUGCUUCUCAGCCUAUAAAUGGCUUGAAAAAUUGUAAUGGCAAUAACAGUGAUUGUCACCAACUUGGUACCUCAUAUUUCAUCCCACCUCCACCUUCAAAUGCACUUCCUAACUUAGUUUCACCCUCGCCUGAGUGCUCCAUGGUCAGUCAAAUUGAAAACAAGAUUAACCCAAAUGAUAUAUCUAAUCCUUCAUCCACUUCUACCACCUUUGAACCUUUGGGAGAUAUGAUGGAUGAUGAAGCAAGUGAUUCUUACUGGAAAGAUUUUAUUGAACAAGCAUCUUCGCAGCCAUGGCCAAUCUCAUAGAAGGACGCACUUUCCCUUUAUAUUACAAGAGUUAGAUUCAUUUGUAAACCAAAUAUAUACAUGUUGUUCAUUAUAUAUAUGAGCUGGAUUUGCUAGACUUUUGCUAUACCAUAUAUAUAACAUCCCAUUGUAUGAAAGGUACAAUAUCAUUCAUGUAAUCAUUUUCUUACACAGUAUACGUUUUUGUUGUAUAUUAGAUCCUUUGAUUAA